Peronospora matthiolae is the source of this 366-nucleotide messenger RNA. NCBI's taxonomy places the organism in Eukaryota, Oomycota, Peronosporomycetes, Peronosporales, Peronosporaceae. The record is from the annotation of a GenBank genome assembly.
AUGGAAUUCGCCCGUCGUUUGUCCCAGACGAGCGAGAUGCUUCAGACCCCGUCGCUGAAAGAGGCGCCGCAGCCACGGAGUCUGGAGGCACGCAGUGACGCGGCCACGAGUCCGCCGCUGAGCCCCGUGCUGGGCCCGCGCACGACGCGCUCGUCGUCUGCGCACUAUGAAGAGCCACAGCGUCGACGCCGCAGCCACUCGGAGUGUCUCAUGCUGGCCAAGACGCGCGGCGGCCAGGACUUGCCGGGCCCGUGUCAGGAGUACAUUAGUAAUGUGAAGCAGAUUCUGGCGCGGAACGACGACCAGCUGUUGCACUUGCGCCGACGUCGCAGCAUGAACUUGAGCCACCCGACGCUGUUCAAGUGA